Molecule: messenger RNA, 19999 nt
Organism: Porites lobata
Lineage: Eukaryota; Metazoa; Cnidaria; Anthozoa; Scleractinia; Poritidae
Source: the annotation of a GenBank genome assembly
AUGGUAAAUUGUCAGCUAAGCAUGGUUAUGUUUUCCUUUUGCUUUUAUCACUUGAGUUUCCUUGUGCUAAGGGGUAGCUCUACGAAGCCAGAUGUGCGCGUAGUUCUGCUUUAUCCACUUAGUUCUUGUGAUCAAUUAAUUACGGAAGUACCGUUCAACUCAGCCUUUGAUGUAGCAGCUAAGGCGAUCAACAGUUCGCAAGACUUUAGUUUUACAAUGUCGAUUGAAUCGCACGACACCCGAUGUAGUGAGUUGGUUGGAAUCAAGGCAAUGACGCAGCAAUGGAAUAGCGGAGUACAUGCCUUCAUUGGACCGGGUAAUGACAGUUUUUGUGCAACAUCAGCCAGGAUCGCAGCUUCUUGGAAUCUUCCUCUCAUUUCUUACGUAAGUGCUUGUCGUUUUGUGUUAUCACAAGGUAACAAAGAACUUAUUCUACCUCAAAGGUUACUCAGUAAGCGAAUGCAUGCUUGACAAUCGGCUGUCAUCAGAUUUUGAAUGGUUUAUACUAUAUACAAGCUGAAGUCAGCCCAUUCCUGAGUCAAUUCCUAGUGAUUUCAAAAUGAUAGCUGGAGCCACCAUACUCGCUAUUCUCACAAAGCUCAUAACGCAGGGUCAGGCAUGCGAGAAACCCUUUUUAGUACGGUAUAGCAUGAUGACGCUCAUUUUCAUGUUCAGCUUUGCAUGUCGUCGAACUGGUUCCAAAAUAAAGCUCUGGUCUCGCUUGGUUUCUGGCUAAUUUCGAACCUAAUAGAAGUUUGAUACGACGAAACACAAGGGCCACCACUUUCGUCUUUCCGCGACAGGACGUUUUCAGUAUGGUUAUUAAAUACGGUAUCUCGAUCCAGCCAUUAAUUAGGCUGCCGGUCUAGUGUUUGAUACCCUUGGAUAAAGUGUAUUCAUUAAAGCUAUAUGUAUUUUGUGACUGUAUCUUUUUAAUUUGUAAUUCAAGUCGUUUUUGAGUAAAUAUAACUGAAGAGGGCCACGUCUUCAGGAAAGCGAUUUAUUUAACAACAUACUUGACCAAAGAAACACAGUUCUAUGCCUGUCGGGCGGCUUAAUUUCUUUAUUGCGAACAUUUUCAGUCUUUUUAAACUCUACUGAACCUUGCUUUAAUUUAGAAGAAAGAAAGGUUUUUUGGCCUGAUAUAUGGUGAAAGCAACACCCGAACUGUAAUAAGUUAGUGGAAAAACCUUUAAGUUAGGCGAUAUCGUAUCAAAACUUCUCUUGUACAGUACUAGUAAAGAGAGUAAUUAGGGAUAAAAAGGCAGAAAAGGGAGUAAUUAGGACUGGGAAACUAUACGAACACGUUCUGUACCGUUGAACAAGUAAAAUUAAACUGAAAUGAAAAUUCUUCGAGUAGGUUGCGUACUAUAACCUGUCAGAAGGAGAGGUUGCAUCAAAUUACAGGGAAAGAAAAGAGAAGAUGGCAAAACAAAAGGCAAAACGAAUCUAAAGACCUGGAUCUGGCACUCAGGGUCAACAUUUAAUGACAGAGCAACUAAAAAUGAUAGGCAGCUUGUUAUUUGCUUCUUCCCAUCAUUUCUAGUUCAGUAAUUCUUGCCAUAAUCUGACGACACAGGAAAAUGACGGUUCUCUUAUGAGCUCAACAUAGUACCAUAUAAUGUAUGAAAUUAACACUCAUGACCUCUCAAAGAAGAAUCGGUUCUCGUAAUAUGUAGAGAAAGAAGAAAAAGACUGUUAUUUGUUUGCCAAACAAAAUUGUCAGUUGUGAAUUCAAAAACGUGUUUGGUGCUUAAGUACCGUAACAAUAAGUACAUCACCAGUACGAAGUAAAAACAAGAGAAGGUAAUCUUCUCCUAGUUAUAACUAAUUAGCAUUGCAUAAAAAAGAAAGCUGCAAGCCAAUAGCCGGCCAACCGGGAAAAGGAGGGCUGCUUGACAAAAUGCAUACCCCCGCUGAAGUCUCAUUCACAUGACUGCGAGCUUGUGCAGUCUCCUAUCUUUCUUCAGUUUCGCAGUUCACAGCAGGUAAGAGAGCACGCUAAUACUAACGCCAUCUAUCGGGCGACCUUGCUACCCAGCUAACGUUUUAUUAUUCAAUUUCUGCUUUAGUUCUGUGACGAAGAUGUCGUAUCAGACAAGAGACUCUACCCAACAUUUGCGAGGACAAGGCCUCCCAACUCACAGUUGAGCAAGAGUGUCCUGGCGGUGUUAAACAGAUUUUCGUGGAAAGUUGUCGCCAUAUUGUAUUGUUCCAAAGAGAACUGUUUCGGUCAGCAGUCAUGGGAGAAAACCAAGGAUGAUAUGAGCAAAGUGUUCAAAGACAACAAAAUUCAUGUUUCUUAUGAAGCUAAAAUCACGCCUUGGGAACAUGAGUUUGAGGAGAUUGAUCGAGUGUUGGAGGAUAUCAAAACAAAGGCUCGCGGUGAGUAUAAAUGUUUUCUACAAUCGCCAGUGAAACAGAUACGAUUGUUCUUAUGACAAGGCUAUUAAAAGCAGCGUUUAAACGUUUAUCGUAUUAGUCAAUAUAGUAUUCAUUUGGUUAUUCCUCUGAUACACACGGAGACAUUUACAGAGCUCGGGCAAGGCAGCACUUGAGGCGUUCGGUUCCAAGGGCAAGAAGAAAAAGAAUAAACAACUGUUUCUUUUUCGGCCGGACGUCCUUGAAAGUUUUUAGUUUAUUUCGUUUUAAGGCUAUACUUCUGUUUUGAGCUUCUGCCAGUUUUUUCCAAUAAGUUAUAUUCGUUUUCAGUAACUAUCUACAAGAGAACUACUUCAGGGACAUAAGUGUCGAUCGAAAGACUCACUGUUAAAUGAAUAAAGGGAUGACUAAGUCAAUAGAACUUCUAUUUGCCAGUUGAGCUGGCACUGCGUCAGUUGGAAAGAGUGAAUUAAACUCGCAAUGAUGUCAGUACUCUUGUCUUACAACGUCAGUGAUGCGCUGACGAAGCUAAUGUUUUAAUGGCAGCUAGCUUGUGACUAAAGCCGUCUCUGCCCGCUUCUCGCCGCUAGAGACGUUUCGCGGGAGAGAAAUUAUGGGCUUUAAGAUCCGAAGACGAGACGGCAGCGAAAACGUAGCUUAAAAAGUGAAUUUGCGUUUUUUUAGCCUUCAUCGCGACUAUUCCUAACCACUUACAAUCAAUUUUCAAAAUGCAGGCGAACCCUCCUGGAGCUGAAUUUCUAAGAACCUUGCCCUGUUUCAGAGAGAGAAAUGAAAUUUCGACGUCGCUUCGGCGCUUCUUUACGUCCCCAUAAAACGUUCAAGUAGGCAUUUUCACGUCGUAGUGGUGCACAAACGGCAACGAAAUGUACAAACAAGCGUGAUGCGCGUGUAAAGUUGUUGUUUUGCUUAUCAUGAAUUAAAACCUAUUGCUUUUUUUGACGUUCUCGUUGCCGUUGCGUCGUUGUAUCUCAAAGUCCUAGCGGCGAGGGGCAAAGAGAGAUGGCUCUAUUCACAGCUAAACACCAAUUUCUUCUAUAAGGGGGCGUUCGAUUGAUCUUAUUUCAGAAAAAGAAUGCAUGGGACAGCAUACUCUAAAAUGGACUUGUUUGGCUUCAUUGUAUGAUACAGUCCAGAAAUCUAGUAGACAUAAAAAAUUAAGAUGAUUGUAGCAUUCAAAUUGUCAAAAACUGAAUGUGUGGUUGGAGAGGUUUGUCAACAUUUUCUGUGUAUUCUUAUUAACUCAGAAAUGCGAUCAAUCGUAAAGCACCCUAAAAUUUUCGUCGAAAAACUUUAAGUUACUCGUGUGCAAUUUACAAUUCCACUGUUAGUCCCAACUCUCUUCUUUCCUUUCAGUCGUCAUACUAGCCACAAAUCCAGAGAAUACACCAUUUUUUAUGACACGCGCAAGAAAAAAAGGCAUGACCAACGGUGAUUACGUGUAUAUCAUGAGCACACUUUCUGACGUUCAGGAUCAGGGUACGGAUUACUGGUUGCAGGGAAAGGGCGGAAUAGUGAAUGAAAAUGAAUCAAAAAAAGCCUUGCAGUCGGUUCUUGCACUAGUUCCAAAGCCAUUCAACCUCACUAAGUACAAUGAGUUUAAAAGGCGACUCAAUGGUGAAGCAAAUGACGUAAACUAUACCCUAGAGAGUGUAAGUAUAGAAUCACUUUGAUUUUCAAUGUAUCUUCUUAAUUUCCUAAAAGCCAUGUAUCUAAAUCUAAAACUUCAGCGGGUCGUGAAGGGGUAAAUUGGGAACUGGGAUUUACCUUUAUUUGUACGAAGUAAAUGGGAUUUACUUCACUGGGGCUGGGAUUUAACCACUGGGAAAGAAAGGGAUAAACAAUUUCUCAAACUGGGAAAAGAAUUUCUCUACUUUCACGAUCUUCGACUAUAUUAUUUGACACGAUUACUCCAUCAAAUGUGCCUAUUUUUUGCAAUAAAAGAAAUAACAAUCUGUAUCAACAGACCUCAGUAGACAUGUGAGAUUAUUUCAGUUUUUUCCUUUGCACCUAACCCUCGCCGCAACCCAGCCUCAUCAAGCUCGUCCCUGGGUACUCUUCUUUUCCAAUAUGGCUGCGGCAGGAAAGAAGCCACCAUCAGUUCGAAAACGAGAAGACCCUUGUGACGAGGGUGGUUGUCGGGGAAUGACACGCCCGCGUUGGCACGUGACAGAGAUCAAAAUGGCGCUCGAUUUGGGAUGUGUUCCACCCGAGGUCUCCUCACAGCUCCGGAUCUGAUAAACUUUCACACAAACUCAUUCAAAUAUCAGUCCAAAGAAUGUUAUCUGCGGCGCACGUAAACAAAACCUACCUGGGGCGUGUUUCUAAAACGUUCCGGUAACUUUUCGGGCCCGUAAAGCUGUUUUGUGUUUGUUGUGUUUGCAUUCAGCAAAAGCAAAGCAAAGUUUCAAUCAUUCUGAGAAUAAUAAAAUGAAACUAUCAGUUGACGAAGCAAACUUGACUGGUUUGUGGGCUAGAACUGAGCUUACUAUUCAACCGGUUUGGAUUUUGAAAUUUGCCUUGGGGCCCGAAAAGUUUCCGGGCCUUUCGAGAAACGGGCCCCUGGUUUGAUUGAUGGAUUGAUCGCACAUUAAUCAACACUACCAGCACCGCACCAAUCAGAAGCUGCGUUCCUCCCCCUUCAUUCCUCUGUUAUGCUGUUGUCCCAACUUUCUUGACAAACUCGGGUGGAAACGCUUGCUAUGCAAACUACCUCCGAAGGUUCUCGCCUGCACUGAUCAACGAGACGAUUACAGCAGUAGUGAAAGUAAAGACAGUGAUUUGUAUGAGGACGGUGCAAAUGACAGAAGUGGUUUUAAUAUGGUUAUGCCAACAAAGGUUGGAAGGCAGAGAGUGUUCAACAGCAGAGGUACAUUAUCCAAACGGUAUCACAAUGCUUUUACUUCAUUAUGUGCAUCAUGCAGUUCGUAAACGAGCACUGGAAAUGGGAUUUCAGAUUUGGUUACUGGGAUUCGUUCCAAAAAUUAAUUUGGCUGGGAACUGUGAUCUGGACCAAACUUGGGUAGGAACUGGGAUUUGUUAUCCCCCUUCAGGUUAAAUAAUAUUCAUUUAUUUCGACUCCUGUUGGAAGUUUUCGGAUCAUUUUCCUAGCCGCCUGUGUCACUGACUGAGGAGACAGCUUUCUCACGUAACCAUCAUAUUUGAAAUUCACCAUCACGUCUUUUUCACUCAUUGCGCAUGCGCAUAAGUACAUAUCGACAUUCCACUACUAGCAGUAUGCAGGAUGUGAAAGGUUUGAAGCCAGGAGUCAUUUAGUAGGUUGAGUUUGAUUGUCCGAGUGUUUUUCACAUGAAUCUAGUUUAGUGGCCUUAGCUCCCACAAGUCUCCUGUGGCUCAGUGGUAGAGCAUCUGGGCUAGAAUCAGAAGGCCAUAGGUUCCACUCCUGUUGGGAGUACUCGCGGAAUUUUUCUUCCGAGCCACCUGUGUCACUAAAAGAUUUCUCGUUCAUCCUAAAUCUAAUAACUGCUUUUAAUCUUGUAGGUAUGGCAUUAUGCCACUUAUCUGUAUGACGCGGUCUUUUUAUACGCGUUGGCGCUUAAUAAAACCCUUUCAAAUGGCAAAGACCCACGUGACGGAACUGCAGUAUUUCACAAUUUGAAACAAACUAGUUUUGAAAGUAAGUCUGUUAUCUCAGAAUGAAUAAUAAUGAAAUAUUUUUCCUUGUUAUUUGCAUAUGUUAUUUAUACUGUAAGUAGUAUGGUUUAUAAAACUCGAUCUUAACAGGCUACAAUAGCGGUAGAUCAGUGGCUGGAGCAUCCUAACUAGAACUCGGAGGGUCGUGAGUUCGUGUCUUACCUAGAGCUCGGAAUGUUUUCUGAGUUUUCUGGUGUUAGAUUUCUCCUGUCUUUUUUCUUGGGUCGCAACAGAAACAAGGACUAAGAUUUGUUUCCGUGUUAUUAACACAAAAAAACUCCAAGAUCCUCACAAGACAACGUUCAAAACGAACUCGAUGUGGCCGCCCAAAAUUCGAUCACCAUAGAGAUAAAAACUGCACCUGCAGUUUACCUCCUUACCGAAGUUGUAUAGAGUAUUUUAGGAAUUUUUUGUAGGAAACAAAUGGCAGUCUACCCGACAUCAGUCCUUUUUCGAGCUAUACAUGUAAGGGGGAGCUACUUGUGAUCUGCACGAACGCGCGUAGUAACCAAGUCCAUGAUACUGGUGCAAUCAUUGUUAAUACAGUCAUGUAGUAAGGAUGAAUUCGAGAAAUUGUGAGCUCUUAUGUCCUUUCUUGAUCGUUUGCAAGGAAAUGGAUUCCUUGUAACUCUUUUAAUAUCUCACUAGGUGUCACCGGAUUUUAUGUUCAUGUCGAUGAUAACGGGGACUCAGAGUUCAACAUGACACUUCUUGAUUUUGUUCAAACGGCGGAUGGCGAGCUAGGUGAGUUCUGUUUGAGCUUGAAAAAUUUAUAUAAAGCUGGUAAUCUCUAAUGUACAAAAAAGUACGUCAGUCAGUCUCUGUUCAGCAAACUACAGUGGCGUCAUGAUACAAGUUGUAUCUUGGCCAAGGCAAGUCUGUCUAAAGGGGAUUGAAUUGUUGUUGAAAAGUUGAACGUUUUUGGCGUUCAAUCAUCCCUCAUUUAUCCUGCUCCUCGCCACCUUACAAAUUCAGAGAUGUUUUGCCCUUGAUCAGGUUGCGCACAAUCUUAAACUCUUUAAACCAACCGACAGUCAUCUGUGACUGUGGUAUUAAUAGUUUGUGGUGGUCGGUAACCUUGCCAAGCGAUUUACGACUGAUCGUUGAAUAGUUCUUUAUUUUAGAAUGGAAUAAUUCUUUUAAAACAAGGUAAAAUAAAAAUUAUAAAUUAUAAAAUUAAAUUAUAAAUAACGUAAACGUCCUAAACAAAAUUCAAAACUAACUAAAGCUAAUAUAACUUUCAUCCUCUUUUCAUGAAAACCGUGUAUCUUUAUUACGAAAAAAUAAGAUUAACUAAUAUACAGGUUUUAUAGCAGAUUUACAGCAGAAUUUCCUUCUAGGCAUGGCAGACUGCCACUUAAGGCUAAAUUAUCUUUACUAAACCAGAUCACUAGUUUGAGGAUUCACACAGUUCAGAUGGUGUGUCUGCCACAGGCUGUCAAGAGCCGAUUGCCAAUCGACUCCUGACGCCGUGUAUCACGCAUAUCCCAUAAGGAAUUGUGGCGAAUGAGAGUUCAUGUCAACACUACCCUGAAAUAAAAGCUUUAGGGCCUCCAACAAAAGAGCUUAUUAUCCAUAUACAGGUUUGGGUCACUCAUCCUCUUAUAUGUUUCCUUAGAAACGAAAACAGUUGGUGAGUUUAAGCUAAAUCAGUCAGGGAAGCAAAUUCUGGAAUUAAUACCAGGGAUUAAUAUCACGUGGUCUGAGGGUGGUCAGCAGACAACUCCACCAGGAGAUACGCCACCUUGUGGAUUUAAUUUGGAGUUUUGCCAAACACCAUCACCAAGUAAGUGCCGCCGAGACAAUUGUAUUUGUCUUUUUUAACAAAAGGCUGAAUUCACACAUAAUCAUGCAACAACAGUGCGAGCUAUCGAAAAACGAAAACGAACAUAUACUUCUUACAGACACGUUACGUGAGACGUUACAAGACGUACAUGCAGUAUUUCCACAUGCGACUGGGGGAUCUUGCAUUCGAAUGCGAGAAUAGGCAAGCUUUUUACCGGUUUGCAAACUUGUUAGAACGAUGCAAAAUUCGUUUCAAGUGGUUUCAAAACACCAGACAGUCUCUAACUUCACUGUGUUUUAAUGCCAGUGUUCUGGCUUGAUCUUUUUUUAUUUCUUUUUUUGUUGUUGUUGUUGUUGGCUUAAUUGUACUAACUAUCUUCCCAGGUCCUACCACGUCCACUGACAAAGUGUACAUCAUAAUCUCUGUCAUCGGUUCUGCCCUUGUCAUCGUUUGCACAGCCUUACUCGUCUUCUAUGGCAGGUAACAUCUAGCUGCCAUCUCUUUUUUUACUCCGACCGAUUUUGCUAAAGAAGUUAAUAAGGUCAUUUUCCCUUUUAAGCCUGAUAAAAUCAAAAGAAACACACUGACAGCCCCAAUCUCCAAAGGUGGUCUUAACAUGGUCAAUUUCGCGGAUGUAGAAAAAUCUCUUAAAGCUGCCUGGGUAAAUCGCUAUUGUUCAUCGGAUGGUCAUCAUUGGUGUGCGCUUCUUGACUCUCAUCUUGAAAAAUUCGGUGGCUCUUUUUUGUUUCAGUGUAAUUACGAUUUGAAAUUCUUAGAUCUAGAAGGUCUCCCCCUCUUUUAUAGGAACAUUUUAACGGUCUGGCAGAUCCUUCAUUCCAAGGUACCCCUUAGUGUUAAUGAAAUUAAAGAGGAAAUACUUUGGAAUAACCGCUUUAUUAAGAUCGGCGGAAAGACGGUUUUUUAUAAAGCAUGGGUUAGUAAAGGCAUUUUAAGAAUCAAAGAUAUCCUCAAUGUUCACGAUAACUUCCUAUCUUUCCAAGAGCUUAAAGAUACUUUUCACAUUCGUGGUACCUUUCUUGAUUACGGUGGUCUUCUGGUCGCGAUUCCUAAAGAUUGGGAAAAUGCUAUCUUACAUGGCAAUCAGGAACACACCAACGAACCGAAGGUGACACAACUAAGCGUUGGAAAUGUUUCAUCAAAAUAUGCUCGACUAAUGUUUGCUGAGAAAUCUUUCUGCCCUCCAUUAACUGAAUCCUAUUUACGAGAACAAACAUUCACUCCUAGUGCCGUGUAUGAGCUUUCAUUCAAAAUCACCAUUGAAAAUCAGCUAAGAAGUUUUCAAUUCAAACUCAUCCACAAUAUUCUUCCGACCAACCAACGCCUUUGGAAAAUGAAUGUCAAAUCUUCGCCAAAAUGCGAACAAUGUGAUGCUCCUUGUGAAACUAUUAGCCAUAUGUUUUACGAGUGUCCUGCGGUAAAAAGUUUUUGGGAAAAAGUUAUAGACUGGUGGAAUCGUAAACGUUCUGAAAACAUAAAUCCCAAUCCAACAGAAGUUCUUUAUGGAUACAAACCUGAAUCUAACGGCUUUCAUACUUUUAACCAUUAUCUCUUAAUUGCUAGAUAUUACGUUUACUUGGCUAGAAACAAGUUUGAGACCCCAGAGCUGGAAGUUUUCAUUGUUCUCCUGGAAAUUAAAAUCCAGUGCGAAAGAGAAAUUGCAAUGACAAAAGGAAAUCUUAACAAAUACAGAAAUAAGUGGACCACGCUGUGCAUUUCUGAUUAGUGUUGGAUUUAUAGUAAUUUAGCAAACAUUUUUCUAUUUGUUCUGCUUGUUGUCGUUAAUCUGUUGAACCUUCGUAUUUCGCUUUAUUUGGCUUGUUUGUUUAUUUAUUUAUUUAUUUUACUGUUUCGCCUCCUUUUUAUUUGCCGCCCUGUUAUUGUAAAGUUUAUUGUAAUGUUAUGUUAAAUGAUGUUUAAUAAAUAAAUUAUUUUUUAAAAACAAAUCUCUUUUUUUACCACAGCAAAAAGAAAAAAAAACGAUCCACCUAUGAUCUUUUAGGGUUUGGAAGACAGGAUGGUUUCAAAAUUUUAUUGCAACUGUACUUCGAAUUACAACGGGCCUUUAUGCACAUAUAAGCAUCUCGUCUGUUUAAGAUUGAAAUGUAUUUUAUGCCAUUCUAGUAAUAAUAACAACAACAAUAAUAAUAGUAACAGGUAGUAGCACUUUUAACCUUUUUUGCCAGCGAGUAUGGCUCUGCCAUAGGAACUCACGCUGAGCUCCUUUUUGGCUCCAAAUUCUUGACUUCUUCGAACCAACCAAAUGCUAAAAGGAGAGGGGCACAGAACGGAUGAAAAAAAAAUCCAAAGCUUAACAGCCAGAGUUCAUGCACAUGUAAGCGUUCCUUAAAUAGUCCGAAAUAUCGUUAAGGGAUACCGCUUUCAAAGCAGUCUUAUCCCCUGCUAUUGACGGUUUGUCGUUUCACAAUUUCGGCUCUCUCUCCUAGCCCCUUUAAAAUUUUAAUCAUUCCUCGAUAUCUUAGCUAUAGCCGACUUAUCUCAAAACAUAGCUUUUAAUUUUAAUUUUAUUUAACGAUUAGGAAAUACACAUUUGAGAAAGAACUUGGGAAUCAAAUAUGGAGAGUGAACUAUAAUGAUAUUGUCAUUGGUUCUAAUGCUGGCCUUUCAAGAACAACGUCAAGAAUUUCAGACGUGAGUGAGGUCAGUAAGCCAGACAGUAAAUUUACAAGAUAUUAACUGAAUAAUCUCUCUCGCACUUACUGGGAGAGAGCUGUAGUCUAAGAAGGCUUUUAAAAUAUGGACCCUUAAUUAAAUUAGAGUAUAUUAGGCUACUUAAGGUUAUUGGCACUGAAACGUGUACUUUUAGUUUACACAGGUGAGCAGAACUCGGCGCGGUACAUUGGGAACGUAUAAGGUAAAUUAAAGUCAACAUUUUUCAUAGUUAAACUAUUCAUAUCCUUAGGAGCCUUUACACCGAAUGAAAUUUUCGUAAUAUUCUCUUUUCAGGGCUUCAACGGGAUUCGAACCCGUGACCUCCGCAUUACCGGUGCGUUGCUCUACCAACUGAGCUAUGUAGCCAUACACGUUGGGAGCGAGGUCGAUUUAUUGAGUUCAUAUCUCCCGUGAGGAGUGAAAUGAUGUGAAUUAUAUAUGAAAUAAUUCAUUUUUGAACUGCGGUUGUAAAUGAAAGUGAAGAAUGAUCAUCGCAGUAAAUUUUCCAAUUUAAGCAAUUGGAAAGAAGAAGCCUGAAAAAAAUCAGGGCUUCAACGGGAUUCGAACCCGUGACAUCCGCGUUAUCGGUGCGUUGCUCUACCAACUGAGCUACGAAGCCACACACAUUGGGAGCGAGGUCAUUUUAUUGAGUUCAUAUCUCCCGCAGUUCAAAAAUGAAUUAUUUCAUAUAUACUUCACAUCAUUUCACUCCUCCUCGCUUUCCAGUCCCUUAAAAAGCCCACGACGCAGGAAAAUUCCGCGUGAAGUGUUGGAUAGAUAUCAUCUGCACCUGACAGUUGACCAUUUUGUAACAGGUCAUUUAGAAAGUAGAGUGAUUUGAUAGUCAAUUUUGUUGUUUUUAGGGAAAUCAGGUGGUUAUCAAGCGAAUCGAGAAAGAUAACAUCGAUUUAACGAGAACUGUGCUCCUGGAAUUGAAACAGGUCAGCCAAAAUACCCUUUCUCUGAUACCUAGGGUCAAUUAAGUAAAUAAAACACAAGACAGUGUACGUAAUUCAUAGGUUUAGCGAUUUUUUAUAGAAUCUAAAAACAUUCGCUCUACUUGCAAAUUAAAAAAUUGACAUACCCCAGCGUGAUAUUUCCAAAAUCAAUAAUCACAGCAAAAAUAUUGAUGACAUCGUUCCGUGUAUCCUGUUUCACAGAUUCGUGACGUGCAUCACCCAAAUUUGACCAGGUUCUUUGGUGCAUGUGUGGACGCUCCAAACAUUUGCAUUAUCACUGAGUAUUGCUCAAGAGGAAGUUUACAGGUAAAUUAGGACCCAGUUCACACGGGUCCGGACAAAUUUUUGAACGGACGAAUUUUUUGUCAGUAUAAUCCAACCCGUUUACCCGGAACAGUUCAAAUUCUGUUACAAAAACUUGCACAAUUUGCCAUGCGUUCAAAAACUUGCACGGUUAAUGUUCUGCUGGAUCUAGUAUAAACGAAAGGCGGAUCCGUACAAGAUUUUGCCGGUUCAAAAAUUUGUCCGGAUCAGUGUAAACGGGGCCUAAUAUAACCUGAAUUUAAUAAAACGUUGUCUUUAAAAUGAAAUUUAUCAUGUUUAGGAUGUAAAUAACAUGGAUACAAGGGCACUUAAUAGUCGAACCACUUCAUCUUAUUUGUUUUUGUUUUUACUUUUGUAAGUCAUCUUCAAAAAUAACGAUGAUGAUGAUGAUGAUGGUGAUGCAAAUCUUGAAAUGUACAGAUACUUUGGGUAAAUAAAUUUCUUCAUCUUUUUUGUCCUUUUGCAGGAGAUCAUUUUGGAUGAAGAGAUUAAACUGGACAUAAUCUUCAUUAAUUCCUUUAUUCUGGAUAUCACAAUGGUAAAACAUACUACGUACUUCAGUUGUCGAUAUUUUCCUAGUUAACAGCUCAUCGAAGUUGAUACAUUCUAGAAUUUCUUAUCGUCCUUCCUGCUUUCCACUUCCUUCUUUGGCUUUACCUAAGGCAUGAGUUUCUUUGUACCUGUAAUGUCGUGCAGUACCCAUACAUGGCUCGGCCAGACGAUGACAAUAAUAAGAUCAUUGGUUAGUUCCGUCUGCAAUAGCCAUGUUUCACACCGAUCAUACGCCAAACGCACGGAUUGCUAGUGGCAGGCCGCCGCAUCAUCGACAUUGCGAAUAGUAGGAAAGACAAAGGCACUAGUGGUAACUUCAACGCCCCGGGCGGAGCAGACCUCAUAGGCCGGAUUAAUCAGCAAAACAACAACUCUGCAUGUGCAUCACGGCUUUUAGUACAUUCCAUCCCUGUUACUACAAGUUUACCAGGGGAAACGUUCAAAUACGACGUUUUAUACAGGACGUAAAUACACUAAGACCAAUUUUUCUUUCUUUUUUUCGUACUUGAAUACACCACCUAAUAACACAAUUCCAGGGAUAACAGCACACCAUUGACAAAUUGCAUGAGUGAGUUGGAAUAAUCAAGAUUAAGUUUCAAUGGAAGUGACCUGAUUGCUGAAGACCACCUAGAAGAUAAUUGAACAAGUAAUACUGAUGCGGACAAUGUUUAAUUACUGCGUGGUCUUAAAGAAAGAGCCAAAUGUCUCUUCUUCAACGGUGCAAUGUAAUAGCUCACUAAUGGGCAGAAUUGUGCAUUCUGUUUAUGAUUGAACUGUAAUACUCGACCCAUUCAUUAUGUGGAAGUUUCCCUUUUAACAUCUUCAGCUGAUAUGAAAACUGAAAUUGUUUUCCCUACAGGGAAUGGAAUAUCUACACAGUGUAGAUAUCAAGUAUCAUGGCCAUCUCAGCUCCUCCAAGUGCGUGGUGGAUAACCGCUGGAUGUUAAAGAUCACUGACUAUGGGCUCAGAGAGUUCAGGGCUCUAAGAGGUGACUCUAACUCACUUCCCAGGGGACACAACUAUCAAAUGGAUUACUCAAGUAUGCUUCAGUUUAGUGACGAUUGUCUAUGUUAAUUCUUGGUCAAACAGACAACAGAAACAGUCAUCACAAUAAUUGGAGUUACUGUUGCAAAAUCUCUAGAGAGAAUAAUCCUCGCUUGGAGGCAUCGAUCUGCAUAUGGCACUGAGGUCUUGAACUUGAGUCAACUUCGCAGGCAUCUCGACGUUAAAUACAGUGAAUGCCUCGGUUGCCGGUGACUUCUGUUCUCAUAUAGGAGGAGUAUCCUGGGUAGUACCAGUGCCUAUGUAGCAAGUAGCUCGUCGGCAUAUGAGAAACAGACCAUAAUCAGUCUAGAUCAUUCAUUAACUGUCGAUGAAAGGGUUUAUACAUACAUAAACGUAUAUUUUUCAAGUUGAGCUUUCCAGUUACAACACUGCACAAUCAAUGUGAUCUAUUAUUUCAGAAUUAUUGUGGACUGCUCCAGAAAUUUUACGUCAGACGGACAACAUUUUAAAAGGAACACCAAAAGGAGAUGUGUACAGCUUUGGAAUUAUAGUUCACGAGCUGGAAACUAGAGAUCUGCCAUUUGGAGCGUGCCAUCUUGUGCCAGAAGGUAAGCAAAAUAGGCAACUGUUAGAAUACUCGAUAACGAACGUAAUGAUGGCGAUGAUGAUAAGGAGGGAGGAAGAAAGAUGAUGAUUACGAUGGGUGACGAUAAAAAAUGAUUUUGGUGCAGAAGAUAGUGAUAAUGAUAAUGAUGAUGAUAACGAAUAUGAUGAUGAUGGCGGUGGCGGUGGUGGCGGUGAUGAUGAUGAUUAUGGAACAAUUAAAGGUUGAGUUGAAUAAAAUAAGGGCAUGUUGCCACUUAAAAUACUCAACAUGUACAAGCCUCUAUCAGGUUCAGCCUUGCCUUAAAAAAGCAGUAAACAGAGUUAAGCUACACGACCUAUGGUUUAUCGAGCAGUCUGAUCGAUAUAUUUGGUGAGACGUCUUGACAAAUUCUUUGUUGCUAUGUUUUUAAGAUGCAGAUUUUUGUAUUUCAUUGUAGAAAUAAUCGGACGUGUUUUAGCUGGUACAAAUCCUCCUUUUCGACCUCCACUUACCGCCAACGUGACAAAUGAAGAUCUUCACUUUAUAAUGAAACUGUGUUGGAAGGAAGACCCGAAAGACAGACCAGACUUUUUGGAGAUACGAAAGAUGCUGAGAAAACUCCACGGCAGAAAGUAAAUUCGAUUUCCUAUCUCUAACUAAUUCAUCGUUUUGACAUGACGUCACGGCGACCAUAUCGCUGCACCAAAACAACGAAACGGAGGUCAUUUUAGUUUACCAUGAAAAACACACCAUAAAACCGCCAGCUACGCAGGCUAACUAACGAAGUAUAGUGAUUGAACUUUUUUUUCAUGUAAAGACUUCAUUUUGUUGCAUGGAACGAUUUAUACAAAAGAUUCCAAUAAUGUGAGCAAAAACUGGCUGUGCCCUAAAGGACAGCAUUGAUAUGAAAAGUCCUUGAAUCAUGCCAAAUUCAUUCAAUGAGAACUUAGUUUUUUUGUAUUUUGUUUGGUUGUGUGUUUUUUUGACAAAUAAGAUUGAACAUCAUUGGAAGCUGUUGCCCCAGUUUUACAGACUUCUGGAUCUUAAAAGGGAGUCUACGAUAUCAUCUCUGGUUGCAUUGAAUUUUUAAAAACCGCAGUAAAAAAUUAACACAUGAAAACCUUCCAUAAUAAAAGCAGUGUCCAUGUUCCAACUCCAGAUUUUUUUUACAAGUACAUGUUAAGUACAUGUUAAAUGCAUAAAUGGACUACGCUCUAUAUUUUUGUUUUUUGCAAAAAACGAAACGAUGCUGGACUAACGAUGUAAUUCUAAAAUCACCUAAGGCCAAUUCGUCUAUGGGUAGCUCAGCAGCUUAACUCGCCACAGUGCAGUGCUUUUCUUGGACAGAUGUUUUAAACAGAGCUACUAUUUACCUAGGCGUAUAUUGGUAUGAGGAAACUCUUUACAGCUCAAGAUUAGAAGAACGUUAAUAAAGCAUAGAUUUUGGGAGAAAAAGAAACACCUUUUUACCUUUACACUAAGUAUGCCACGAGUAAAAGCUGAAUAGAUUUCACUUUUUGUAGAAAGACUUUUGUUAACAUUACAGUAGAUUCCCGAUAAUUCGAACCUUCAAGGGAAACAGAAAAAAGUUCGAGUUAUCGAGGGUAAAAUGAAAAUUGCUUCGAGUUAGCGAGAGGUUCGAGUUAUAGAGGGUUCAAGUUAUCGGGAGUCGACUGUAUUACCAUUUCUAUUAUGGCUGAUUUUAUUUCUUAGUGUUUUUAGUAUGAAGGUAUGAUAACGUAAAUACCUUUGCCACAUUCAACUUGUGGAUUCGUCACCCUUUAGGACCAAUCUCGUCGACAAAAUAAUUUACAUGUUAGAAGAGCAUUCUCACAACCUCGAAAAACUAGUAGAAAAGAGAACGGAGCAGUGGAUUGAGGAGAAGAAAAGAACUGAGGAAUUGCUACACAGUAUGCUACCAAAGUAAGCCCAUUCAUUUUUAUAUGCCUGUCAUUAAUCUAGUUGUAGUGGUAGUAGUGGUAUUGGUAGUGGAGGUGCUGCUGGUGGUGGUGGUGGUGGUGGUGGUGGUGGUGAUGGUGAUGGUGGUGGUGGUAGUGCUGGUGGUGAUAUGGUGAUGCUGGUGCCUGAUGCUGGUGGUGGCGAUGGUAGUGUUGAUGGUGAUGGUGAUUGUGAUGGUGGUGGUGAUAGUGAUGGUGCUGGUGUUGGUGGUGAUGAUGAUGGUAGUGGUGAUGGUGGUAGUUGUGUUGAUGGUGGUGGUGUUGGUUUUGGUGAUGGUGAUGGUAGUGUUGAUGGUGAUGGUGAUGGUGAUGGUGGUGGUGAUGAUGGUGGUGGUGUUGAUGGUGGUGAUGGUGAUGGUGAUGAUGAUGGUGAUGAUGGUGGUGGUGAUGAUGGUGGUGGUGUUGAUGGUGGUGAUGGUGAUGGUAGUAUUGAUGAUGAUGGUGAUGGUGGUGGUGGUGGUGGUGAUGGUAAUGGUGAUGGUGAUGGUGGUGGUGGUGGUGAUGGUAAUGGUGGUGGUGAUGGUAAAGGUGAUGGUGGUAGUGGUGGUGGCGAUGUUGGUGGUGAUAGUGGUGAUGACGAAGAUGGUGAUAGUGUUGAUGGUGUUGGUGGUGAUAGUGGUGAUGAUGAAGAUGGUGAUGGUGGUGGUGAUGGUGUUGGUGGUGAUAGUGGUGAUGAUGAAGAUGGUGAUGGUGGUGGCGUGUUAAUGGUAAUGUUGAUGAUGAUGGUGAUGGUGGUAGUGGUGGUGGUAGUGGUGGUGGAAGUUCUGGUGGUGAUAGUGAUUGUGGUGCUGAUCCCUGGGGGUGGAGGAGGUGAUGAUGGUGGUGGUGGUGGUAGCUAAAGUGAUAUAAAGCUGAAGGUGGUGGUCGAUAAGAUGGUGAUGGUGGUGGUGUUUUUAGUGAUAGUAGUAGUUACUGUAGCAGUUAGAGGAAGAAUUCAAAGAUGUGUCUUCACACUGAGAUCGCUCUCAAUUAUGUUUGUCAGGAGCGUCGCCGAUCAGCUUAAAAGUGGUCGACCAGUUGAGGCCGAAAGCUUUGACGAAGUAACUUUAUUCUUCAGUGACAUCGUCGGCUUUACAGCACUUUCAUCAGAAAGUACACCUCUGCAGGUAGAGUCACUGUUCUUCGGACAAAAAAAAGCUGGCAUAAAACUUUACCAUUAUUUAUAUCUGUACCUGAAACCAAGAAAAUACAUUUUGGUUUUUUAUUUGUCAGCUGCUAUUCAGUCAAGUAAUUACUCAGUUCCGAGUUUCGAACCGUGUUCAAGUUGCUUUAUGUUUUUCCUUAUAAUUUUGUUGUAAUAUUGUUUCUUUUUAAUCGUUUUUUGUCUCUUAACAGAUCGUCACCUUACUUAAUGAUCUUUACUCUACGUUUGAUGCUAUAAUUCAAGGUUAUGAUGUUUACAAGGUUUGCAGGUUCUUAUAUACACUUCACCUUCUUGUACAUGUCUAGAGUUGAAUUUCGAAUUUUCUUCAAAUUCAUGGUUACCAUGAGACCGGACAAAGAUUAUUUUCGAAAAGGCAUCGUGUACACUGAUAAACAGUUGCUUUCUUUUUCUUCGAAAUUAACCGCUGCUCGUAACGGAAGAGGCGCCAAAGGCUAAUCACAUCUCAGAGUGUCUGUAAAUUUAAGAUUUUUUUAUCAUUUUAUUUGGUGUUCAGGAGGGAAACCAAUAUUUUACUGCAUAGCUUAGGGCUGUGCGUUUAGAAAAUUAAGGGGAAAAUAAGAAUUUAAGGAAUAAGAACCCGCCCCUAGCCACGGGGAAUCACCCUCUCGCCGUAUGAAAGAGACAAAAUCGUAUUUACAGUAUCAACUAAUUUCUUCACCUUUUUCCUAGACCUUCUUUUUUAGCUUUGACAACUGAUCUCGGUCUUGGUUAAUGAACAAACACGGCUUUUUUGUCGUUUACAAAUCUAGGCUUCGUAAAACUGAUAGAAACCAUCUCAAUAUCAUGCUAUUUACGGUGUAAAUAACUUUUAAGUUUUUAAAAUAUCUCCUAGGUAGAGACCAUUGGCGAUGCGUAUAUGGUAGUGUCAGGUCUACCAGUCAGAAACGGCCACCAGCAUGCCUUGGAAAUAGCUGAUAUGGCGCUUCAUCUGUUGCAGUCAGUUCAACACUUUAAAAUACAGCACCGGCCUGACGAGAAGCUAAAGCUAAGAAUCGGCAUUCACAGUGGUAAGGACAGGACCAAAUUACUCACGGUUCAAUCGAUCUUCAUAAUUAAGCAACUCCAGGUUUUCCGUGAUUUUUCCGAUAUUUCGGGCUCGGAAGCAAAAAUGAAAAGAUCCUGGGGUUACUUUCACGAGGUUUUUCAGAGAGUGAAGGGAGAACUAUGGCUGGGAAAACUACAGCAGAAUUCAACCGUCUUUUUGUUCCCCUGAUGGAAAAAAAGCCAAAUUACUGUAGAUCAUCAUUAUCACAGGGUUCUAUGAUAAUGGACUAAGAAACUUAGUCCUUAGCAACCAUCGACUACAUAACCAAAAGCUUCCUUACAACGUUCUGCCCAUAUAUAAACGGCUCAACCCGUGAAUGGUGUUAAAUUCAAGUUUGAAAUUGGGAGGUAUUUUUCCAGAUAUUCCAGUUUUCCUCGGUCCUGGUAUAACAAUAUUUGCAAAUUCCAACCCGAUCUGAAAUAUUAAGCAAAGAAACACUUUCAUUGUCGACACAUGAUUAUACUAAAUCAUUAAUGUUAAUAUUAUUUAUUUUUACUGUUUAUGUCAUGCUGUCGAAUUGAAGGUCCCGUAUGUGCAGGAGUAGUUGGCUUAAAAAUGCCACGAUACUGUCUUUUUGGUGAUACAGUCAACACUGCCUCAAGAAUGGAAUCAAAUGGAGAGGGUCUGUGCUUACUUAAUAUUUAUUCUUAAAAACGUAUCAUUAAAUGAAUAAUAAACGUUUUAAAUAAUGUAAAGAUUAUUUUAACUAAAGUUCCAUUCACACCGAAGCUUAAUCACGGUUAAAGGCUGUUUACUUCAUUAAAGCUGCUUACUGAUGUAAGUUGAUAGCAGAUUUAGUGCAAAUUACAGAACAUUUUGAAUUUCCUUUGAAUCCUGUGUAUUAAAAAACCUGUGCCCGUUCCGGUUUUUCGUGUCUGUUUUUCAUUUUUUUAAAACCUGGUUUAUUUAAACAAUGUUUGGUUGGUGUGAAUGGGGCAUAAAUAAGCAAGCACACUUUUGUACCUGUAAUCUUGUUAUCCUUCGUGAACAGCUCUUAAGAUACAUAUCAGUGGAGCCACUAAAGAUUAUCUAGAGAAAAUUGGAGGAUAUGUGAUGGAGGAACGAGGAUCAAUUGCUAUCAAGGUGAGAAUGGCCUUUUUCUAUUUUUUCGCGGUUAGGAUACUGAUGAAUUUUAUAUAAUUAUUCUCUUUCUUGUCAGCUACUUGUAGAGUAUGACCUGUAAGACCGGGGGUUACUUAGUCGUGUAGGAUAUAACACAAAGAUUUAGCCAAGGCUAAAAGCGUAGCUCCAUUUGAUACAAUGAUACUGAUUAUUUUCUUCAAACAAUAAAUUUGGAAAAAUUACAAAGAAGGGAGGACCAAAUGCCUUUUGAAGUAGCAGUUCCGCGAGGGCUACUACUUCAUGUAUUACAAGGCGGUAUGUCAAAGGGUAUGGUUUUUGUCCCAAUUUGGUUUGAAAUUGGUUACAGUUCUCGGGUCAAAGAUGGGAUAUGUCUUACUGUAAUUUCUUGGGUGAAUCCAUAACGGCCAUGACAUAAGCAUAUUGAAGUACAAUCACGCCUAUGCUUUUUCUUCAUUGCUAGUGAGGACCAAGCUUAAAGGAAUCAAGAGUUCAGAAAUGUCUUGACUUCUUUGAUCAUAUGAUUUAUUCUAUUUAUUUUCCUUUAUAGGGUAAAGGAACACAAGUAACCUACUGGCUGCAAGCAAGACGUCCAUUUCCUCAAUUAUUAGAUGCCAACCAAGUUCACCAAACGGACUCCCAGUCAAGCAAAUUUUCCUCCUCGGCAAUAGAGGUGGAGCUGGAACACGAUAAAAACGCGACUGCAAAGAUAUGUCACAAAUACAACAACGAAGAUUCAGAAUAUGACUCGUACAUGAAGAAAAAUAAGAUUGAUCAGUUCAAAUAUGUAUAA